GACACUGAAAAAAAAAUAAAGCUUAAUAACAAAUUAAUUUUCCACUCGCAUUCAAUUACAAUACGAGUUGAGUAUCACUUGAAUUUACAUAUCAUGAUGUGCCAAAUUCAAAACUUAAAAUGUUCUCAAAAACUCAACUUCACGUUGCUUAUGAUUAAGAAAAUAAACGAACAAUGAAUCUAUUCAUGUGGGACAGCUCAUUUUUCACCUGCCAAUUGACUUUGUGUACAUAAAGGUUAAACAUUAAAUAAAAAUUAGAACUUAAUUAUUCUAAUGAAGUAUUGAAUACUUCCAUGUGAGAAAAGAAAACCUUUACCAAUAAUUAAUUAGACAAAUAACUCACACACUUAUUAUCAGCUUUCUAUCUCUUAAUAAAAUGGACAUUUUCAAGCCCUUCGGUUUGUACAAUGUUUGUUCAAUGAGGAUAUUGUCGUGUUUUGUGUACAUAUACUUUGUCAACAUUUCAGAGCGUCUUCAGUUUAAAGGUAAUGGCGAACGUGAAUUAUCGUAUUCUAUUUUUGUGGGCUAUAGUCCCAAUAACUUCUAUUACAGCACACAACUUGACUCAUAAGUCGAAAAGUCUCUCCCUAGGUGAGGUCACAUUAUUUCUGGUCCGGGAACAUCUAAUCCACUUGACAUCAACUGUUGUAUUAGCUGAACACACAACAUUGGAUGAAACGUAUGGAACAAAUGUUGACCUCCUGGAAUACAUUCUGCAUAAUCUUGACGAAAAGAUUGUAGCUCAGCUGUAUAUGCACAAUUACACGGCCCAACCAUGGGAGUAUUAUGUUUUCAUAGUGGAUAGCCUCGAGGCUUUUAGAGAAAUCUACCAUGGCUUUCAACACAACUUAUAUGAGCGACAUUUUCGUUUCCUUAUCAUCCUGACCAAAUACCCAACGGAAUUUAGUUAUAUCUUGGAAGAAAUGUUUAAGCUGUGCUAUCGCUAUGACGUCAUUGAUGUAAACAUCAUAACAGAUCACCCUGAAAUGGGUGUCUCCAUGUUUACUUACUUUCUGUACUCGGAAAAAGUCUGUCGGAGUUGCUUGCCUAAACUUUUAUACAAGUUCAGUGAUGGUCUUGAAAAUUUAGAAAAGGUUUUUCCCGAAAAAAUGAACAACUUUCAAAAAUGUCCAUUUAAAGUAACGAGUCGGAUUCUUUCACCGUUUUUGAGUUUCAAUGGAAAUACAAGUAAUCCCCAGCCUAUUGGGGAUUGGGAUAAUCUUUAUGGUAUUGAGGGAAAUUUAUUGAAGUUACUCGCACAAAAGUUGAACUUUACAAUUGAUUUGCGACCUUUUCCUGUGGAUCGGAGUUAUGUUGAGGGUAAUCGAACUCAUGGAUGCUUUUAUGAGCUAGAGGACAGCAAAGUGGACUUGGCUAUUGGAUGCUUUGGAGGUUCAAUUCCGAGCACUUGGAUUUUCUCACCAACCAGUCCUUAUCACAAUGCUCCGUAUUUGUACGUUGUUCGUGGAAGGAGAUCUCUAAACGCCCUCAGCCGUCUUGCUCAACCUUUUACCAAUGAAGUGUGGCUGGUCAUAGCGGCUUUCCUUAUACUGGCCAUUACCAUAACAUGA
Eupeodes corollae is the source of this 1571-nucleotide messenger RNA. RefSeq lists its product as uncharacterized. The transcript is spliced from 3 exons. The record is from RefSeq and is a predicted model, not a curated record. Lineage: Eukaryota; Metazoa; Arthropoda; Insecta; Diptera; Syrphidae. The coding region runs from base 489 to 1571 and encodes 360 amino acids.